Lasiosphaeria miniovina is the source of this 1867-nucleotide messenger RNA. RefSeq lists its product as uncharacterized. The transcript is spliced from 3 exons. NCBI's taxonomy places the organism in Eukaryota, Fungi, Ascomycota, Sordariomycetes, Sordariales, Lasiosphaeriaceae. The record is from RefSeq and is a predicted model, not a curated record. Bases 185 to 1666 code for a protein of 493 amino acids.
CAGGGCCUAGGCGGCCGCUGUUUCCGGGGAACGCCGCCGAUAACAAAGCGAUAAGGUAGUCCAGUCCCCGUAAAGUUUUACGUCUUGGCCUGGAUCCAAACCAAACAACAACACCCUGAGCCUCAUACACUCUCUCUAUUGGCCUCCCCAGCACCAGCUCACAGCGCAGUCUAGGAUCUCGAAAAUGUCUGCAGAUGACCAGGCAUUUCUGGACGUGCUGUCGUCCCUGCCCAACGACAUCCAACGCUACUCGUCCGAUGUCGCCGGCUACAUCGACAAACAUGUCGAGCAGAUAGCCGACUCGAUACGAGACGCCCUCGCUUCCUCGCCCUGGGUGCCAGAGUCGCUGCGACCGCCGCCACCGCCGCCACCGCCGCCUGCCUUUGCCAUGACGUCGUCGUCGACUUUGGAGAGCCUUCAGGCAUGGUUUUCGCGGCACAAGUUCAUCACGGCCGUCGUGGUCCUGGCUACUGGCACUGUGGUCUACCGCUCAUACAGGAGCAGCGUGCUGCGUCGCAAGACGCGCCGUGCCAGACGGUCUCGGGACGGCGGCCGCGUUGAGGUGGUGGUGGUGGCCGGAUCCCCCGCCCUGCCCUUGACACGAUCUCUGUCGUUGGACCUCGAGAGGAAAGGCUUCAUCGUCUUUGUCGUGUCCAACGGCCCCGAGGACGAUGUUCUGAUCCAGAGCCUGGCGCGGCAGGAUAUCAAAUCCCUGUCCAUGGACAUUACUGAUCCUCCGAGUGCUGGUGGAACCAUCGAGCGCUUUGCGAGCUAUCUCCAGUCACAACAUGUUGCAAUUCCCCAGGGCAAACGGCACCAUCUCUCGCUAAAAGGCGUGAUACUUAUUCCCUCGCUCAACUACCAAACCUCACCCAUCGCCACCAUACCCCCCUCAAGUUUCGCAGACUUGUUUAACACCCACCUCCUGCAACCCAUCCUCACGAUCCAGGCCUUCCUCCCCCUCCUGACCGCCCGCCUGGGCCCAUCGCCUAGCGAGAAACUAAACCCCAAAGUACUCGUCCUCACCCCUUCCAUCAUCUCAUCCAUCAACCCCCCUUUUCACGCCCCAGAGGCCACAAUAUGCUCGGCCCUAUCGGCCUUUACCGAGGUGCUGGCGGCCGAGCUGCGGCCGCUCGCCAUUCCUGUGAUCCACCUCCAGCUCGGCACCUUUGACUUCUCUAGCUUUGCGCCGGCGCGGAGCGGUAGCAGCACCGGCCAGCGGUUUCAGACGACGACGUGGCCCGACUCGGUGCGGCACACGUACGGCAGGAACUUUGUGAACCAAUCGGGCUCGGCCAUCAGCACAGGGCGCAUCGGCGGGCUACGGGGCAGUUCCCUGCGGGACCUGCACAACGCCGUAUUCGACGUGCUCGACGGCUCCGACACGAGCGCCACGGUGCGCGUCGGCCUCGGGUCCAGCGUCUACGGGUUCGUGGGCCGCUUCGUGCCGCGUGGCCUCGUCGCCUGGAUGAUGGGCAUCCGCAAGGUGGACGAGCUCGCCGCCUGGCAGUCGAGCGGCCCCAACAGCCUACACAAUAGCCCGCGCAGCCCACGGUCCAUCAUGGGCAGCGGCGAGAGCGAGACGGGCGGCGACGAGAACCACGAGUCGUUUGUUGCCGUGCCGGAGCAUCACGUCGGCGAAUCGCAUGUGUGGAAGGAAGGCUGAGAGCGGCAAGUCUGGUGCUACCGCCUGGAGGCCCGAGAAAAACUCCACUUGCUCGACGCAUUUUGUUGACAUGGGUGCCGCGUAAAGACGCCGUGUUGGAUAUGUCGAGUUUUGAACCAUCACUACUCCGUGUACUAGUUUUAGCUUAUUGACGAUUUGCAUGAAAUAUGUAAUGCAUGAUUGGCAAAUAAUUCACCUAUA